Molecule: messenger RNA, 2260 nt
Organism: Carya illinoinensis
Lineage: Eukaryota; Viridiplantae; Streptophyta; Magnoliopsida; Fagales; Juglandaceae
Product: two-component response regulator ORR26-like
Exons: 5
Coding region: 334-2085 (583 amino acids)
Biological process (GO): cytokinin-activated signaling pathway; phosphorelay signal transduction system
Molecular function (GO): DNA binding; DNA-binding transcription factor activity
Source: RefSeq, a predicted model, not a curated record
CCCUUUCCAAUUUCUUUACGAUUUUCUUUUAUUUUUGUUUUGGAAAACAGAGAGGCCUAAACCGAAAGGUUCAAAAGGCUAACGUGCGCCACAGUGACCGUUAGCUAGCCGGCGCCAAUAUCCGUUGGUGCUCUUUCUCUCUCUCCUCCUUCCUUUCAACCCAAAAUAAAUAAAUAAAUAAGAAAAAAAAGCCAUUUAUAUAUUUCUAAAACUGUCGGGGACAUUUGAUCAUUUGUCAUUGGUUUUGCCUUCCAGAGAGCUUCCAGACUCUACUUCCCCCCUUGCUUUAAUCUCCCCCCGUUCACUUCAAUCUGAAUUUUCAGUUUCUUCUUCAUGGAGAACGGCUUCCCUUCUACUCGGAACGAUUCGUUCCCAGCCGGUCUCCGCGUUCUCGUCGUUGAUGACGAUCCGACAUGGCUCAAAAUCCUCGAAAAGAUGCUCAAGAAGUGCUCCUACGAGGUGACUACGUGUGGUUUGGCAAGAGAUGCUCUGAACUUGCUGCGUGAAAGGAAAGACGGGUAUGAUAUCGUAAUCAGCGAUGUCAACAUGCCUGACAUGGAUGGUUUUAAACUGCUAGAGCACGUUGGACUGGAAAUGGAUCUUCCUGUCAUUAUGAUGUCUGUUGAUGGAGAGACAAGCAGGGUGAUGAAGGGGGUUCAGCAUGGAGCCUGCGAUUAUCUCCUGAAGCCAAUAAGGAUGAAAGAACUCCGGAAUAUAUGGCAGCAUGUCUUCAGGAAAAAAAUACAUGAAAUAAGGGAUAUUGAGGGUCAUGAAAGUUUUGAAGGUAUCCAAAUAUCAAGAAAUGGAUCAGAUCUAUCUGAUGAUGGGCACAUGUUUUGUGGAGAAGAUAUGACCUCAAUAAAGAAAAGAAAAGAUUUUGACAAUAAAUAUGAUGAGAAAGACUUAGGUGAUCAUUCUUCUUCAAAGAAACAUAGAGUUGUUUGGUCAGUAGAUCUGCACCAGAAAUUUGUCAAGGCUGUAAAUCAGAUUGGUUUUGAUAAAGUUGGCCCCAAAAAGAUACUCGAUUUGAUGAAUGUGCCUUGGCUCACUAGAGAAAAUGUUGCUAGUCACUUGCAGAAGUACCGCCUCUACUUGAGUAGAUUGCAGAAAGAAAGUGAUUUAAAAGCUUCUUUUGGAGGGAUAAAGCAUCCUGAUAUGCAUUUGAAGGAUCCUGCUGGAAGUUUUGGCCUUCAGAGUUCAAUCAACACAAACCAAAAUGACGUUGCUAACGGUAGGUUUCAAUUUUCUGCACAUAAAUUAUUUGGUCAGGAUGUGAAUGUCAAAAUCCAAGAAGGGGAUCUGAAGGGAAUUUUCUCAGAGCACAUGCCAGAUACCAAAAAAACCUUGAAUGCUGAUAAUCCUGAUCCUCAGGAGACGAGUUCACACAUGAGCUUCGAUCAUUCUUUUGCAACACUGGGAUCAGAAGUAAACUAUGAAGCAUUUGACUGUCACAUUUGGAAUGAAGCUCCUAAAAUUGAACUCAAACGAGAACAUAAGCCGCUUCUUCAGUUGGAGGACGGCUUUAGCCAGCUGCCACCAUGUGCUCCAGAACAUCACGUCAAAACUGAUAAACUACAUCCAGUCCCAUCUGUUACUUCUGGACUUUCUUUGACAGCAAGAGACGUAAGUGGUCCUAUAAAAAAUGAACCUUUGUAUGCCGAGUACCAGGGCAAUCGUGUGAGUCAUGUCAGUCCAAAGAAAUGUGCAAUUGAAAGUUUUCCUAUUCAAUCCAAGGGCCACAUGGUGGUGAACCAUCAAUCUUAUGAGCCCGUUUCCACAGCAAUAUCAAGCAUGAAACCACAGGGCUUCAACCUGAGUUGCCUUACUGACUUUGAUUAUUGCCAAAGAAACCUGAAAGCAAGUGACUCAACUUUGGCACCAUUCAAUGAGACAGCUUGUUUACUGCAAGGUGAUUUUCAUAAUAAGUAUUUUGGACUCCCAAAUAUAGAGUUUACUGACUGCAAUGAUCCAAGCUUCAUUGCCGAAAUUCCAGUUCACUGGUAUGACACACUGACUUCUGACUACGAGUGUCCCCUUGACCCAACAGAGUAUUCCAUUUUCGAUCAAGGUCUAUUUAUAGCAUGACCGUGCUCUCAACUUUUGAAUAUAGCCUGAAGAGUGGAUCCUUUGCUUUCUCUUCUUAGGCAAACAAAAGUGGAGCACUUCCGACUUCAAGAAAUGGGAAAUUGUUUUCCUGACUAUGUAACUUGUAUAAUAGGAGUGGUUUCAAACUUUUAUCCUAAUAAGUUUGCUUGUUGAA